Messenger RNA from Mercurialis annua (annual mercury), 2293 nucleotides. RefSeq names its product acetolactate synthase, chloroplastic. The coding region runs from base 75 to 2042 and encodes 655 amino acids. Gene Ontology annotation, cellular component: acetolactate synthase complex. Lineage: Eukaryota; Viridiplantae; Streptophyta; Magnoliopsida; Malpighiales; Euphorbiaceae. The record is from RefSeq and is a predicted model, not a curated record. The transcript has a single exon. Gene Ontology annotation, biological process: L-valine biosynthetic process. Gene Ontology annotation, molecular function: acetolactate synthase activity; thiamine pyrophosphate binding; flavin adenine dinucleotide binding.
AAUUUCACUCCCUCUUCUGCUCCAAACUAACUACCUGUAAGUGACUCGGUUCUCACAUUUCUCUGACUCAAACCAUGGCGGCGGCUACAUCUGCAGCCACCACCACCUCCAUUCCCAAACCCUCCGCCUCACCCUCCUCCAGAUCAUCAAUCUCUGUUUCCCGAUUUACCCUUCCCUUUUCUCGAAACCCCGCCCCCCACCGUCCUCUCCACAUCUCCAACGCAGUUCCCAAACCCACCACCGCUGUCCCUUCCUCCACCACCACCACCACCAUUACCGCCAUUCCUCCAAAUCCCCGUUUUGCCCCUGAUGAGCCUCGAAAAGGAGCUGACAUCCUGGUCGAAGCACUCGAGCGCCAAGGUGUAACCGACGUGUUCGCAUAUCCAGGUGGCGCUUCCAUGGAGAUCCACCAAGCUUUGACACGCUCCCCAAUUAUCCGUAACGUCCUUCCCCGUCACGAGCAGGGCGGAAUCUUCGCAGCCGAAGGCUACGCACGUGCCUCCGGAAACCCCGGUGUCUGUAUCGCCACCUCAGGCCCCGGCGCCACCAAUCUCGUCAGCGGCCUGGCCGAUGCCCUUCUCGACAGUGUCCCCAUUGUGGCUAUUACCGGCCAAGUUCCUCGCAAAAUGAUUGGUACGGAUGCAUUUCAAGAAACGCCCAUUGUUGAGGUAACUAGAUCAAUAACUAAGCAUAAUUAUCUGGUUCUUGAUGUUGAUGAUAUUCCAAGAAUUGUUAAGGAAGCGUUCUUUUUAGCUACUUCGGGUCGCCCUGGUCCGGUUUUAAUUGAUAUUCCUAAAGAUAUUCAGCAACAAUUAGCUGUUCCUAAUUGGGAUGUCCCUAUAAAAUUGCCUGGUUACAUGUCUAGAUUGCCUAAGAAUCCCAAUGAGUCUCAUUUGGAACAGAUUAUUAGGUUAAUUUCCGAGUCGAAGAAACCUGUUUUGUAUGUUGGUGGUGGGUGUUUGAAUUCGAGUGAGGAGUUGAGGAGGUUUGUUGAGUUGACUGGGAUUCCGGUGGCUAGUACUUUGAUGGGUCUUGGUGCUUUUCCCGUCGGGGAUGAGUUGUCUUUAGGAAUGCUUGGUAUGCAUGGAACUGUUUAUGCUAAUUAUUCGGUUGAUAAGAGUGAUUUGUUGCUUGCAUUUGGUGUGAGGUUUGAUGAUCGUGUUACUGGAAAACUUGAGGCUUUUGCUAGUCGAGCGAAGAUUGUUCAUAUUGAUAUUGACUCUGCUGAGAUUGGGAAGAAUAAGCAGCCUCAUGUGUCUGUUUGUGGUGAUGUUAAGCUAGCUUUGCAAGGGAUGAAUAGUAUUAUGGAAAGUAAAGGUAUUAAGAAUUCGUUAGAUUUUAGGGCGUGGAGAGAGGAGUUGAAUGAACAGAAAGUUAAGUAUCCUUUGAGUUUUAAGACUUUUGGUGAGGCAAUUCCUCCUCAAUAUGCUAUUCAAACUCUUGAUGAAUUGACCGACGGAAAGGCUAUUAUAAGUACUGGAGUUGGUCAGCAUCAGAUGUGGGCUGCUCAGUUUUAUAAAUACAAAAGGCCACGACAAUGGUUGACUUCAGGGGGAUUAGGAGCUAUGGGUUUUGGAUUACCUGCUGCUAUCGGAGCUGCUGUCGCUAAUCCUGGUGCAAUUGUUGUUGACAUUGAUGGUGAUGGAAGUUUUAUCAUGAAUGUUCAGGAGUUGGCAACUAUCCGUGUCGAGAAUCUGCCUGUCAAAAUAAUGCUUUUGAAUAAUCAACAUUUGGGAAUGGUGAUGCAAUGGGAGGAUCGGUUCUACAAGGCUAAUAGAGCGCAUACUUAUUUAGGAGAUCCCGCAAAUGAAACUGAGAUUUUCCCCAAUAUGUUGAAAUUUGCUGAAGCUUGUGGAAUACCAGCUGCUCGUGUAUCAAGGAUAGACGAUCUUAGAUCAGCAAUCCAAGAAAUGUUGGAUACACCUGGACCUUACUUAUUGGAUGUGAUUGUACCGCAUCAAGAACACGUCCUGCCCAUGAUCCCAGCUGGUGGUGCUUUUAAAGAUGUGAUAACUGAGGGUGAUGGAAGAAUAAAGUAUUGAUCUUUCCUUCAUGUAUUAAGCCUUUUUAUUUAUGUAAGUCUUAUGUGCAAUUCCAUGUCCAAUGUUAAGUUGCAGGCUCUUAGCUUUCUUGCUAGUUUUUAGUGUUCUUUUCUUUCUUUGAACAGAACCUUAUGUGAUAUGCUAUGUUCUUUGUCAGCUUUGGUAAUAUGAGCAAGUAGUUUGUGUUUGGACUCAGGCUCUCGGAAUCUUGUAAUUGCUUUUAGGUAAUAAACUCUGGUUUGUUUAUGCUA